Messenger RNA from Trichomycterus rosablanca, 2878 nucleotides. Its product is annotated as kinesin-like protein KIF3C. The record is from RefSeq and is a predicted model, not a curated record. Gene Ontology annotation, cellular component: microtubule; kinesin complex. Gene Ontology annotation, biological process: anterograde dendritic transport of neurotransmitter receptor complex; synaptic vesicle transport; axon guidance. NCBI's taxonomy places the organism in Eukaryota, Metazoa, Chordata, Actinopteri, Siluriformes, Trichomycteridae. The transcript is spliced from 22 exons. Gene Ontology annotation, molecular function: ATP binding; microtubule binding; ATP hydrolysis activity. Bases 1 to 2487 code for a protein of 828 amino acids.
AUGUCUGGGGACACGGUACCAAAGGACGUUCAUCAGAUGGAUAGAGCUCAAAACUCUAAAAGCUUUAGGGUUGUACUCCACCUGAGUUGCCCAGAGCGAUCAGAAAUGCAAUCAGCUGAACCGAGAGCAUCUGUAAGUGUCCUCGGGGCGAACAGAGUGACUGUCCACACUGGCAGGGGUCACCGGGUUCUGGAUUUCGAUGCUGUUUGGAAUGAGGAGGCUUCGCAGAUUGAUGUCUAUGAGUCAACAGCGAAGCCUUUGGUGGAGUAUAUAAUGAAGGGAUAUAAUGGAUGUUUAAUAUCAUAUGGACCCUUCACCAGAGGAGAUACCCACCCAGUUCAGGCUUCAAGCAUCAGACAAAGGAGCAUCAUAGGCCAUGCUGCUGAGGACAUCUUUAACUCUCCUGAGGUUUCUCACUGUAGAGUCCGAGUGUCUUUUUAUCACAUUUCCAAUGAGAAGAUCUAUGACCUGUUGGAGUCUCAGGUGAGCGAGCUGUGCCGAAUCCACGACACUGAAGAGGCGGUGCUCCUGGAAGGGCUACAAGAGAUGGAAGUUGACUCAGCACAGGGACUAAUGGAGGUGUACCGUAUCGGGACCACCCACAGGAACACAGGUGUCUUCAAGGGCGACUUUGCCUGCAGAUCUCAUAUGGUGUUCAACAUUGUGGUCAUAAACAUGAGGGCUCAGUCCUACAAAGAAGGAGGUUUGAUGGCCAGCAAGCUCACUCUGGUGGAUCUUGCAAGUUCAAGCAAAUCGGCAUAUCAAAGCCCUGCUGUUCUGGAUAUGAUGAGGACUCUCCACAUGGCUUCAGAAAACCCACAGGAGGCCAAAAGUCUUAAACGAUCCCUUACAAUCUUCAGAAAUGUGAUAUUUUCUCUUAGUACCCCCGGCUGUCAGCACGUUCCUUACAGAGAAUCCAAACUGACUCGUGUCCUGAGAGACUGCCUCGGCGGAAACUGUCGGACGUGUCUGCUGGCAACCACACCAGCCCAGUCGUGCUCGGUCGCCGAAACUAUGAGCUGCCUGCAGUUUGCUUCUCAGGCUAUGAACGUACCAUCCAGGCCGAUUCACACCUCGCAGAUCCACUACACACCUGCACAGGUGCAGAACAUGUGGACAGCAGAAAAGAACUCCCAUCUUCAGACCAGAACACAGAUCCUUCCACCAGUCAGUGCUGACAGGAGAUCUCAGACCAGCUUGCCCCCUAUAGUGACCAGUCCAGCAGCUCUCGCUCAGCCCAAACACAAGCGCAGCCUGGAGGGUUCGGAGAGCCGCCCCUUUCUGCCUCACCUGGAGAGACUCAAGGCAGCGAGGUCACGGAUCACAGAGGAGAAAAGCGGAGCCGUGGACGCGCGUGUUGUAAAAGGUACCCUUCCUGUGUCCCGAUGCCUUUCCGGGUCUGUAUUUCCCGAGGCCUUAGACCGUCUCUCCGCUGACCAGAUCUCCUCGUCCUCACCCCUGGCCUCUGAGUGCCCCACCUGCAAACAGGAACGAAAGAUCCGAGCCGAGUAUGACAAAUUUAUCAUUCAGGUGAAGAAAGACAGAGACAAUCUGAGUCAGAGAGUCACGGAACUGGAAAAAGAGCUGAAGAACAGAGGAGCAGAGCAGAGUGACGACGAAAAAGCCACCGGAAGCAAAGCAGUUCAGACCGAAAGAGAAGACGAUAACAGAAGCGAAAAGACUGGAGGGGAUGAAACAGGCAGAGCAGAGAAACAGUGGAGCGUUGGAGAGAAUGAUGACUAUGCAGGAAUGGAAUCCACCAGCACCUCACGUGCAGCAACACAGGAGGCUAAACCCACAGAGGAGGAGAUCGAGCCUUUGAGAGAUGUGUUAAAUGUGUGUGGAGCAGUGGCGGCUUUCAAAGAGGGGAAGCUCAUUGAGAGUCUCCUGUCAGAGCUGCACAGUAUUAGAGAAGAGUAUGAAGGACUGAGGAAGAAUGCAGCUUUUACCAUCACACAGCUGCAGAAAGAAAAGGCUGAGCUCAUCUCUCAUAUAGACAACACCAAACGCUGCUUUGAAAAAGUAUGUGUAGAGAACGCAGCACUAAAGGCGAGACUGGAAGCUCUUCUGAAUAAAUCCGACUCUAGACCCUGUUCUGCAAACAACGGCAAAACAGAAACACGCUCCUCUCACACACACAUGAUCACCACCGACACAGAAAUGCUUGUGGUAUCACACAGGGUUUGUCAGCAGUGCUCCGUCAGCUCUUCAAAAGAGGAUAAAGGGGGUGGGUGUUGCUUUAAUUCAUCAGACUCUCCUGAAACCUCCGAGUCUGGAUGUGGUGACGGGCCGCCUGAGCCAGGCUCACGUAGCUGCGGACCAACUCUACACAAACCCAGCCUCUACAAACAACUAAGACGGGAGCACAGUUUACUGCUGGAUGUGAUGCUGGUGCUGUACAAGAGAGAGUGGUUCCUUCAGGACGCCAUGCCCUACGUCAGACGCACCCUCAAGAAGUGUGGACUCACUCUGGAGGACACAGAUUGAUGGAAAUCUGAGAAUAUGGACUUUUGUGUUGGUUUUACUUAACUGUGGUCGUUUGCAGAUAUGCAGUGUUACCUUACCACUCGGCACUCACAUCAGUGGACAUUUAUCUGGUUUACUUUAAAUUAUGAAUAUUUUGUCCCAAUAUAUGCCACUAAAGGCCACGAUAACCACACUGGCAAACAGGCAACCAAUAUUAUAUGGACACUUGAUCAUGACCUAGCAUGACAUCCUAUAAGAUAAGAUAAGAUUCCUUUAUUGAUCUACAUGGGGGAAAUUUGUUCCAGUACAGUGUAAGUAAAAAUCAUGCUUUAGAGAAUAAAAUAAAAAUAGGAAAAUUAUAAAACAUAUUAGCUAUGAGAUGCACUUACUAUUAUACAUCAGUAUGGUAAUU